This is a messenger RNA of Blepharisma stoltei, 2131 nucleotides long. The record is from the annotation of a GenBank genome assembly. NCBI's taxonomy places the organism in Eukaryota, Ciliophora, Heterotrichea, Heterotrichida, Blepharismidae.
AUGGAGUGCGCUCAUAAUUUUGCCUAUGCCGAGGAAGAAGACGAGGAUCUUGGAAUGGAUCUUUUUGGUGGUGAGGAGGAAAAAAAGCAAGUUUCAAAGCCCUCUGAUUCAAAAAUGCAUGUCAGAAGUUCAUCGAUUGAGAUGCUGCCCAAUCCACAGCAAAAGGCUAUACAUUUUGCAGCACUAUUUCAAUCGGCCAGUUUAUCUCAAAAAUAUUAUCGCCUUUAAAACUCUAUCUUCAUACUGAUAAGAACUACCUAUACAAAAUAAAUAAUAUAGAUCCCAUCCUCAAAGAUGUCAAGUUGACACUAAUGUAGUCGAAAUUAAUCUCAACUGUCUUCAACAAGACUUUCAGCUUGCAACAGGAGAGCCAAUGUUCUGCUCAACAUGCAGUUGCGUUUUUAAUUCUUUUAUAUAUAUAUUAAUAUAAAGAAAAGCAUAAGGUAAAAAUGAUAUAUUAUAAUUACUGCAAAAAACAGAACACUAUUUUGCUUAGACUUAUAAUAAUUAUCGAUUGUAAUAUAGCCACUACGUCAGACAGGAACAGAACAUUGUAUGGACUUGCGAAUUCUGUGGAACUAUUAAUAAUUUGCAGAUAGAAGAUGAAGAAAUCCCAACAGUUGCAGAAUUGACUUAUGUAGUAGAAAGUGCUGGCGAAGUUGCUGAAGCUCGACAUGGAACUGACGAUAACUCUGCUAUUAUUUUCUGUAUCGACAUUUCUGGCUCUAUGUGUGUAAGCAAAGCUGUAUCUGGCAACUUAAAUUUAAAAACUAAUAAGCAGCAAGAACUUAUGAAGCUAGCUGGCUUAGACGAGCAAGAGCAGCACAUGCCUGGAGAAAGAAGAGAUAUUACUUAUGUCUCAAGGCUUGAAUGUGUACAAGGCGCUAUCGAAUCUCAGUUAAAAGAGCUUAAACAUGGCGCCUCAAAUAGAAGAGUCGGAAUUGUAACUUUUAAUGGAGAAGUCAGAGUCAUUGGUGAUGGCAGAGCUGAUGAAGUAAUUGCUGGGGAUAGACUUUAUUCAUAUGAUAACAUUUCUAAAGCUUUUGAAGGAAGAUUCGAAAGCCUUAUGGGAAGAAGAGUUGGGGAAACCGCUGAAGAACUGAUAGCAAAGGUUUACCAGCUAGAAGAAGGAGGCCCAACAGCUCUUGGUCCAGCCUUGUUGGCUUCAAUUAUACUUGCUGCUCAAGGUGGAGCUGGUUCAAAAGUGAUUAUUUGUACAGACGGCCUUGCAAAUGUGGGACUUGGGUCGCUAGAACUUGGACUUGAAGAAACUUCUGAAGCAUUUUAUGCUGAGCUCGGCAGAUUUGCAUCAGAAAAAGGUAUAAGUGUUUCCUUGAUUUCUAUUGAAGGGGAGGAAUGCAAACUUGAGCGUCUUUCUACUAUUACUGAACUAACAAAUGGAGAUAUCUUAAGAGUUCAGCCAGAGCAUAUAAGUGAAGAAUUUGCUAAUAUUUUAUCAGACAAUGUUAUAGCUACACACGUCAGUUUGACUGUGAUUCUCCAUAAAGCUCUUUAUUUCAGAAAUGAAGACGCAGCUGACUUGUCAUGGAAUAAAUCACGCCUUAAUAAAAAAAUAGGAAACGCUACAGCAAGCUCUUCCGUUACAUUUAGCUAUGGCCUGAAGCAAAAUGCUAUACUCUUACGUGAAGGGAUUGACAAAAAUAAGCUUAAAGAAGUCCCAAUGCAGUCUAUUAUAAGAUAUUCAAGCUUAAAUGGGAUGAAAUGUGUCAGAUCCAUCACAAGAAUCCAGCCUGUAACUUUUGACCUUAACCAAGCCAGACAAGAUGCUAAAUUUGACAUUUUGGCCAGAGCAGGAACUAGACAAGCUGCUAAGAUGGCUAUGGAUGGAAGAUUUGAAGCAGCCAAAGAGCACGCUCAGCUAUGGAAAGAGAAACUCCAAGAACAAGUUGUAAACGAAGAACAAGAAAUGGAGCUAAAUGCGCUUGAAGCAGAUUUAAUGGAAAUUAAUGAAGGAGUAGAGAAUCAAAAGCAGCUAGAAAGAGACAUGGGGAUUGCUUUUGAAGAAGAUAUAGACGUAGCCGAGCUCAAAAACGAAAGAAGAAAAAAUUAUGGGGAUGAUUUCACUUCAAAAUUCAAAGGUCUUUUUAAGAAGAAAAAGCGCAAUAAUUAG